This is a messenger RNA of Elaeis guineensis (African oil palm), 3516 nucleotides long. Its product is annotated as 26S proteasome non-ATPase regulatory subunit 1 homolog A. Gene Ontology annotation, molecular function: enzyme regulator activity. Gene Ontology annotation, biological process: proteasome-mediated ubiquitin-dependent protein catabolic process; regulation of protein catabolic process. Lineage: Eukaryota; Viridiplantae; Streptophyta; Magnoliopsida; Arecales; Arecaceae. The record is from RefSeq and is a predicted model, not a curated record. Gene Ontology annotation, cellular component: proteasome storage granule; proteasome complex; proteasome regulatory particle, base subcomplex.
UUCUUGCGAAAGUUGCUGCGUCCCCAAGUAAGGUAAACUCCUCCCUCUGGUCUCGUCUCUGUCGCUCCCUUCCCUCUUUCGGCGCGAUCCAAGAAGAACAGAAGAGAGGGGCGGCGUCGUUGGCGGCCGGAGACGACGUGAGAAGGAGGAGAUGGCGGUAGUGAGCUCCGCGAGUGGCCUCCUGGCGAUGCUUCACGAGCCGCACCCAGCGCUCAAGCUUCACGCCCUCGACAAGCUGAACUCCCUCGUCCCCCUCUUCUGGCCCGAGAUCUCCACCAGCGUCCCCACCAUUGAAAGUUUAUAUGAAGAUGAGGAGUUUGAUCAGAGGCAACUUGCUGCAUUGGUCGUUUCUAAGGUCUUUUACUACCUUGGAGAGCUCAAUGACUCAUUAUCAUAUGCCCUCGGUGCUGGACCCUUGUUUGAUGUCUCUGAGGAUUCUGAUUAUGCUCAUACUCUUCUCGCUAAGGCACUCGAUGAAUAUGCUAGUCUUAGGUCUAAGGCUACAAAGCCAAGUGAAGAGGAAGAAAAGGUGGAUCCGCGUCUGGAGGCUAUAGUGGAAAGAAUGUUGGACAAGUGUAUUUUGGAUGGAAAAUAUCAACAAGCCAUGGGAAUGGCUGUUGAAUGUAGAAGGCUGGACAAGCUGGAGGAAGCAAUCAGUCGCAGUGAUAAUGUGCAAGGGGCGCUUUCAUAUUGCAUCAAUCUUUCCCAUUCUUUUGUAAGCCAUAGAGAAUAUCGCUGUGAGGUUCUCCAUCUUCUAGUUAAGAUAUAUCAAAGAUUGCCAUCUCCUGAUUACUUAAGCAUCUGCCAAUGUCUUAUGUUUCUAAAUGAACAUGAAGCUGUUGCAAGCAUUCUGGAAAAACUUCUGCAAUCUGGCAGCAAGGAUGAUUUUCUCCUGGCAUUUCAGAUUGCCUUCGAUCUGGUGGAAAAUGAACAUCAAGCCUUCCUGCUAAAUGUGAGAAAUCGUCUUGCAGACUCAAAAUCUCAAGCUUUAAAUCAUGUAAACCCUGACCAUGGGUCUACUCUGCCAAGUUCCCAUAAUGGAAAUGCAGGCAUAGACAAUUCGACGACUGCAACAGAUGAUGUUCACAUGGCAGAAGGUUCUCAUGCUCCUAAUGGUAGUGUACAUAGCGUGGAUGUAGUGGAAGUUGCAUAUGCUGAGAACAUUGCGAAAAUAAAAGGAAUUUUGUCAGGAGAGAUGUCAAUACAGCUGACAUUACAAUUCUUAUACAGCCACAACCGGUCGGAUCUUUUGAUACUGAAGACAAUAAAACAGUCUGUGGAAAUGAGGAACAGCGUAUGCCAUAGUGCAACUAUAUGUGCUAAUGCAAUAAUGCAUGCAGGAACAACUGUGGACACAUUUCUUAGAGAAAACCUGGAAUGGUUAAGUAGAGCAACAAACUGGGCUAAAUUUAGUGCUACUGCUGGGUUGGGGGUGAUCCACAGGGGUCACCUUCAGCAAGGCAGGUCUCUGAUGGCACCAUACCUACCUCAGAGUGGUGCUGUGGGAGGUGGUAGUCCAUACUCAGAAGGUGGUGCCCUUUAUGCUCUAGGCUUGAUUCAUGCCAAUCAUGGCGAAGGCAUCAAACAAUUCCUGCGUGAAAGCCUCCGUGGUACUAAUGCUGAGGUUAUCCAGCAUGGCGCAUGCUUGGGUCUGGGAUUGGCAGCUCUAGGAACGGCAGAUGAGGAGAUAUAUGAUGAUGUGAAAAAUGUCCUUUACCUGGACAGUGCAGUGGCUGGUGAAGCUGCUGGUAUCGGCAUGGGAUUACUCAUGGUUGGGACUGCAAGUGAGAAAGCAAGUGAGAUGCUUGCUUAUGCACAUGAUACACAACAUGAGAAGAUCAUUAGGGGUUUGUCACUUGGAAUUGCAUUGACAGUCUAUGGAAGGGAAGAAGAAGCUGAUACUUUGAUUGAACAAAUGACUAGAGAUCAAGAUCCUAUACUUCGUUAUGGUGGUAUGUAUGCUUUGGCUUUGGCCUAUAGGGGCACAUCAAACAACAAGGCGAUCCACCAGUUGCUGCAUUUCGCUGUAUCAGAUGUCAGUGAUGAUGUACGGAGAACAGCUGUUCUAGCCCUUGGAUUUGUCUUAUAUUCUGAACCCGAGCAGACCCCAAGAAUUGUUUCCCUGCUUUCUGAAUCAUACAAUCCACAUGUCCGGUAUGGUGCGGCUCUAGCAGUAGGUAUUUCCUGUGCAGGUACGGGGCUAAGUGAAGCCAUUUCUUUGCUGGAGCCGCUUACAUCAGAUGUUGUCGACUUUGUUCGUCAGGGGGCCCUCAUAGCGAUGGCUAUGGUUAUGAUCCAGAUUAAUGAAUCCUGUGAUUCUCGUGUCGGGACAUUCAGGCGACAACUGGAGAAAAUAAUUCUUGAUAAGCAUGAAGAUACAAUGAGCAAGAUGGGUGCCAUAUUAGCUUCUGGAAUUCUUGAUGCUGGUGGAAGGAAUGUUACAAUUAAGCUGCUAUCCAAAACUAAGCAUGAUAAAAUCACAGCAGUUGUAGGGCUUGCAGUUUUCAGCCAGUACUGGUAUUGGUAUCCCCUUCUCUAUUUCAUAAGCCUCUCUUUCUCUCCCACUGCCUUCAUUGGACUCAAUUAUGAUCUGAAAGUUCCAAGAUUUGAGUUCUUAUCAAAUGUUAAGCCUUCUCUAUUUGAGUAUCCACGCCCAACCACACCCCCCACAUCAACUUCAGCUGUCAAGUUACCCACUGCUAUUUUAUCAACAACUGCAAAAGCAAAAUCAAAGGCAAAGAAAGAUGUCGAACGUAAAGCUAGUUCUGAGAAGUCAUCUGGGGAUGAUGCUUCGAUCGCUUCAAGUUCAGGAAAGGGUCCGAAAUCUUCUGAGAAGGAUGCUGAUGGGAUGCAGGUGGACAGCUCUUCUGAAAAGAAGGUGGAGCCUGAGCCAUCUUUCGAAAUUUUGACAAAUCCAGCGAGGGUUGUACCUGCUCAAGAGAAGUACAUACGAUUUUUGGAUGGUAGCAGAUAUGUGCCUGUGAAGCUGGCACCCUCUGGUUUUGUUCUCUUAAGGGAUCUUCAGCCUACUGAAGCUGAGGUUCUUGCUCUCACUGAUGCACCGUCGAAUGCAUCUGGUGCUGGAACCACCACCACUGCUCAUCAGGGAUCAGGCUCUUCAGCCAUGGCUGUAGAUGAGGAGCCCCAGCCCCCACAACCUUUUGAAUAUACCACAUGAAGUUUUAUGGCGUUGCGGGCAAUUACGAAUGAUGGUUCGUGGUUCAUAUGUGGGGAUUUGAAUCUUUUUUUUUGUCCUUCUUACUAUUGCUUUUUGUGUUAUUCCAUAAUUUUCUCUCUUCAUUUUAAAUAGUUUAGUGUUAAAUUUGUUGGGAAGGGAAGAAUGUACAAGUCAAUUGUGAAAUAGCUGGGUCUCUGACACUGAUUAAAAGCGUUGGGGCUUUGGCAGAAAUAUGUACUACAAACAUAUACCCUACCCAACUCUUUGUUGCCAUCAAAUCUGAACUCCACUGCGGACCAACAAACAUGAUAAAGUUUGUUCCUUUCUAGCGUUAGCAA